Messenger RNA from Symbiodinium necroappetens, 1013 nucleotides. The record is from the annotation of a GenBank genome assembly. Lineage: Eukaryota; Dinophyceae; Suessiales; Symbiodiniaceae.
AUGCGAGCUGCGCCGUCGAAAGCGCUGAGGUCGGGAAAGAAGGCGCGGGAUGAAGUCGCAGUCAUGACUGCAGAUGAGCAGAACUUGCAGCAUCCCGUGCAGGUGCCUGCCGCUUCAAGGACGUCUGAGGCAGCACCUGAAGGUAACGGCGAAGCCCUGCCAUCGGAGCCACAAGUGGAGCCCGCGGCUGCGGCGGAUGAGCGAGCCGAAGGACCAGGCGACGUUCCCCAUCCCAUCACCCCUUCAGGGCCGCUUGCAGAGGAAGGUGCUGUCGUCACAGCCACGGAGCCGGAACCGGUUGCGGAUCCACCUGAGACCACAGAUGCAAGCCGAGAGCAGGAGGGCUCUCCUGAGCAACUCCGGCCUGCAGAGGAGUUAGAGCCACAGGAGAUAGAAGUUCCGCGCGAGCCACAAGUGCCACAGGAACCUCUGGAAGCUGUGAGCACAGCUGAGGAGACGGCGCCGCCUCCACCUGCAACUGCAGAGCCACACGAGCCACACGAGCCGCCAGAGCCGCCAGAGCCGCCAGAGGCCCCUGCCGCUGCCGCAGCUCCACGAGAGACCACGGGGGAGGCCGAGGGGACAGAGGGGGCCGAGUCUUCGAAGGCUCAGGAGCUGCCGUUUCUUCCCAGCGAUGCGGCCGAAGCCGGGAAGAAGGCCCUCGCGCCCCACUGGUCGCAGCGAGGUGGGAAGUGGCAGACGCGGGGGUCGAGGCUCAGCAGUGACGAGGAGGGUGAGCUCGAUGAUGACGAGGAGGCACAGCGCCGGAAGAUCGAACGGGCGCAGCGCGCAGCAGAGCGGCGUGCCAAAUCCGGCAAAUUGAAGGACGCCGUGGCGCGAUUCCAGUCGGAUGAGGAGAGCCAGGGCCCAGCAGGACCCCGGCUUUCGCCCCGUAGUGCGACGCUCUUUCGCCUGGCCGGGGAGCUCCAGACGGCGCCGGCCUCCGACGCGGCCACGCUGCUCGGGAUCCUCCAGGAGCUGGAGCGCCUGCCGGCCACUGUCGAGCUCCUGAG